Molecule: messenger RNA, 642 nt
Organism: Penaeus vannamei (Pacific white shrimp)
Lineage: Eukaryota; Metazoa; Arthropoda; Malacostraca; Decapoda; Penaeidae
Source: RefSeq, a predicted model, not a curated record
AUGCGACUGGAAGCCUACACAUAUUCCUCAGAAGCAUCGAGAACACGAGAGCCAACCCCAAGCACCCACACAAGCAGAAACCAGCAGAAGCAGGAGAGCCACCCAAAUACACCAAGCAAGCAGAAACAAGCUGAAGAAAAAGUCCCUCAAAGCAAGGCACCCACAAGACCACCAAAACGAAAGCAAAAGCAAUCGAGAACACGAGAAUCCACCCCAAGCACCCCACACACAGAAACAGCAGCAGCAGCAGCAGAAGCGGGAGGAGAUCCACCCAAACACACUAAAAGACAGAAGCAAGCAGAAACAAGCAGAAAAAGGCCACCAAGCACACCGAGAACCUUAAGUGAAAGCAGAAGCACCCAGAAAACGAGAACCAACCCCAAGCACACAAGCAGAAACCAGCAGCAGCAGAAGCAGGACGAGAUCCACCCAAACACACUAAGCAAACAGAAACAAGCUGAAGAAAAAGCAAUCGAGAACACGAGAACCGACCCCAAGGACCCACACAAGCAGAAACGCAGCAAGCAGCAAGCAGCAACAGCAGAAGCGGGGAGAGAUCCACGGCCGGCCAGUCGUCUUGGCAAAGAUCAGCUGAAUCCCCCCGAGAGGCGGCCACCAGUCAAGAUAACACAACCUCGCUAA